AUGGUAAACCUAUUGUUUGUAGGUGCACUUGUAUUGACCCUUUUUGGUUCAAGUGUUGAAGGGUUGGGUGUGAAUUGGGGUACCAAAUCUUCACACCAACUACCACCCGAGACAGUGGUUCAAAUGUUGAAAGACAAUGGACUUAAGAAGGUCAAACUGUUCGAUGCCGAUCCAUAUGUCUUAAAUGCGUUAGCCGACACCGAUAUUGAGGUCAUGGUGGGCGUCAAGAAUUCUGAACUCGAAGCAGUGUCCCAAAAGAACAAUGCCAAAAAAUGGGUCGAUGACAACGUUGCCAAAUACGUGGAAAACAAAGUCAGGAUAACGAGUGUGGCCGUUGGUAACGAGCCAUUUCUAGUAGACUAUAAGGAUAAGUAUAUCAACUCGACACUGCCGGCGCUCAUGAGUAUCCAAAAGGCUCUUGAUGAUGCCAAACUCGGAGACAGGAUCAAGGCAUCGGUUCCUUUCAACGGGGAUAUUUACAUGUCUCCGCCAUGGAGACCGCUACCGUCCGCUGGACUUUUCCGUCCUGAAGUUUCCGACGAGGUCGAAGAUAUAGCCGAUUUUCUCGCAAAGAAUAACGCUCCGUUUAUCAUCAACAUCUUCCCAUUUUUUAGCCUCGUAAUGGGGGAUAGUGGGUUCCCUGUGGAUUACGCGUUUUUUGAUGGCGCCGAUGGCAUCCAGGACGGGAACAUUGAAUACACAAAUGUGUUUGAUGCAAGUUUUGACACUUGUGUAUCGGCUUUGAAACAGAUUGGUCAUGCAAACAUGACCAUUGUUAUCGGGGAGAUAGGUUGGCCCACUGAUGGAAAUAAGUGGGCCAACAGCUCCCUUGCUUCAAAGUUUUAUAACGGUUUCUUGCCUCGAGUUACAAAUAAUAAGGGGACACCUUUGUACCCCGGUUAUAUUGAAGUUUACCUUUUUGGGCUUGUUGACGAGGAUGCGAAAAACAUAGCUCCCGGAAAUUUCGAACGACAUUGGGGUAUCUUUGACUACGCUGGUCAACCGAAAUUCAACACAAGCUUAGAUGCAAAAGACAAGAACAAGAAAUUAGUAGGAGCCAAAAAUGUCACUUUUCAAUCUAAGAAGUGGUGUAUUUUGAGGUCAGAUGUGCCUCAUGACAAACAAAAACUCAAUGAGACUAUGGACUACGCAUGUGAACAUGCCGAUUGUAGCGCAUUUGCCGAUGGUGGAUCAUGUAGCGGCCUUGGUGAGUGCGAAAUGGCGUCUUAUGCUUUUAACUCGUUUUUUCAAAUGUCAAACCAAUCGAAAGAAAGUUGCGAUUUUGAUGGGUUAGCAACACAAGUCGACCAAGACCCAUCGAAAGAUCAAUGCAAGUUCAACAUCCAAAUCAAGCCGAAUGGACAUGAACACAUAGACUCAGAUUCACCAGCGCCAUCACCAUUUUCGUUUUCAUCAUCACAUUUAACGGGUGUUCCGUCUAUAGCUUUGAUUGGCUUGGCACUCUUGGUCAUGACUUCACUGUUUUUCUUUUAG
Messenger RNA from Helianthus annuus (common sunflower), 1494 nucleotides. RefSeq names its product glucan endo-1,3-beta-glucosidase 8. The coding region runs from base 1 to 1494 and encodes 497 amino acids. Gene Ontology annotation, molecular function: hydrolase activity, hydrolyzing O-glycosyl compounds. The record is from RefSeq and is a predicted model, not a curated record. Gene Ontology annotation, cellular component: plasma membrane. The transcript is spliced from 2 exons. Lineage: Eukaryota; Viridiplantae; Streptophyta; Magnoliopsida; Asterales; Asteraceae. Gene Ontology annotation, biological process: carbohydrate metabolic process.